AAGUAUUUCCACAAGAGCGCAUCGGUCACACUGGGCGGCAGAGGAAAUGCUUGAAAAAACUGCCUCCAUACAAUAUACUCUUGCCGCCAGCGCCAACGCUACUGACCAGAACACAGCACCGCCAGGUACCAAGCAGCAGCAGCUGCAUCCGCAUCUGACCGCGAAUUAGAUAAUACAGCCGGUAGCAACGGGGACACGCGACAGAACCCAACGGAAGCUGCGCCACUGCCAUAGUUCCGGGAUUGAAGGGCGGCGCAGCAGGAGCGCGGAGUCGCAUUUGGCUCUGAAAACACCAGGAGACUAGCUCGAAUAGAACCGACGAAACACCGCGAGGUACUCGGCAGACGAACAUCGCAGAUUGCUAGAGGAGACACCCAUCAAACUGCAGCGCCGAUGCCAAGGAACCGUUGCCAGCUGACUACGUUGGACACUGCGAACAAGCGCCGGAGCGCUGGGGAAUGGCCGAGCGCGUCAUCUACCACGAGCUGGCCGCCGUGCAUCAUCACCACCAUCAUCCCCACCCCCACCAACACCAUCAGCCGCAAUCGCCGCAUUCGCAGCCGCUUUUCCAUCAUCCCCAGCUGCAGCAGCGUCGUCCAAAGCCGGGAAUGGCGGCCAUGCCGGCAAUGGCCAGUCCGGGCCAUGCCUACGCCAAUGCCAAUGGUGCGGCGUCCUGGCGAGGAGUGCGCCAGCAGCAAUACUAUGGGAAUGCUAUUAGCACGGGACCCGGACCUGGCCCCGCUGCUGCCUCUGCAAUGAAACAGCUACAAGCCAAACAGUUGGCCAACUUGGAACAACAACAGCAGCUGCAGCAGCCGGUGGCUGGCGAAGUAACUGCAGUGGCGGUAGACGCCCUGCCCACCACGCCCAGAUCGACUCAGAUAAAGCCACCGCGCAACAAGAGCGAAGAGGCCAUUGCCGAUCUUCUCGUGCGCAUUCCGGACGUGGGACAGCUAUUCGAUGUGCACAGUCGCAUUGGGAAUGGAACCUUUAGCACCGUGCUCUUGGCAACAAUGCGACGGGAGGCGAAUCUGCCGGAGAGCCUGCGGCGAAAGUUUGCCAUCAAGCACCACAUACCCACCAGUCAUCCGGAUCGGAUAAUGAAGGAGCUGCAGUGCAUGACCAAAAUGGGGGGCACCGAGAACGUCGUGGGCAUUCAUUGCUGCCUGCGCUGUGACGCCUCCGCCGCCUUCGUGAUGCCCUACAUGCCGCACGAUCGCUUCCACGACUUCUACACGCGGAUGGAUGUGCCCGAGAUCCGGUUGUAUAUGCGAAAUCUGCUGGUUGCCCUGCGGCAUGUCCACAAGUUCGAUGUGAUCCAUCGCGACGUGAAGCCCAGCAACUUUCUGUACAAUCGGCGACGUCGUGAAUUCCUUCUCGUCGAUUUUGGCCUGGCCCAGCAUGUGAAUCCGCCGGUUAUGGGAGCCACCGCUGCUGCAGGAGGUAGUGCCGCCGCAGCCGGCAACAACAACAACAACAGCAAGCGGCCAAGGGAACGGGAAACGGAUGCAGUGCAGGCAAGUGUCCCAGCAGACGCCGGAUUGGGUGGCGCUGUAAAGCGAAUGCGGCUACAUGAGGACGGCAUCAAGAUGCCAUUGAAGCCGGUCAAUGAGAUCGCCCAGGGCGAGACGCAGCUCGCCGAUGGAUCGAAUCCCGGCCAGCAGGCGGCCACAAUGCAGCAGCAGCAACAGCAGCAGACGCCGCAACAGGAUCAGCCUGUCGCUUCAACACCGGCAUCCGGCAGCAAGUACAAUACGAAUAGGAGCGCCUCAGGAGUAACUGCAAAUAGCUCCAAGUGCUUCUGCUUUGCUAAUCCAUCGGUGUGCCUCAACUGUCUGAUGAAGAAGGAGGUGCACGCCUCCCGGGCUGGGACACCGGGCUAUCGUCCGCCGGAGGUGCUGCUCAAGUAUCCGGACCAGACCACAGCCGUAGAUGUAUGGGCUGCUGGCGUUAUCUUUCUCUCCAUCAUGUCCUCGGUGUAUCCGUUCUUCAAGGCACCCAACGAUUUCAUCGCUCUGGCCGAGAUCGUUACCAUAUUCGGUGACCAGGCCAUUCGAAAGACGGCCUUGGCCCUCGACCGCAUGAUUACGCUCAGCCAGCGAUCGAGACCUUUAAAUCUACGAAAGCUGUGCCUGCGCUUUCGCCAUCGUACCGUUUUCAGUGACGCCAAGCUGCUCAAGAGCCACGAGUCCGCCGACGGACGGUGCGAAGUGUGCCGCAACUGUGACCAGUACUUCUUCAACUGCCUGUGCGACGACAGCGAGUAUAUGACGGAGCCGCUGGACGCAUACGAGUGCUUUCCGGCCAGCGCCUACGACCUGUUGCACCGCCUGCUGGAGGUUAAUCCGCACAAGCGGAUCACUGCCGCCGAGGCACUGCAGCAUCCGUUCUUUACGGAGGCCGCAGAGCCAACGGAGACGGUAGAACAGCCGCCGGUGAAUGGAACAAUGCGAAAGGUGCGACGCCAGCGUCAUCACAAGCAGACGGUCAUAUCGGAGCCGCAGCUAAAGCAGCAGCAGCAGCAGGCAGAUUUGGAGCUCCAGCAAAUCAACAAAUUAAUGAACUAGUCCUCAUACCCCAGUCUCGUCAUUUGUAUAUAGAUAAGGCACAUAUCACGAUUGUACAUAUACACACAAACACACACCCAUCAUCCGAGCACGUCUCAUUCAUCCAGCGCCCGGAAUCCAGUCCAGUGUACCGUGCCCAGUGCCCAGUGCCCAGCUCGGCCGCAUCUAUUUACCUCAAGCUGCUUAGGGUCCCGCAACAACACACAAUUAGAUUUGUAGGAAUGUUUCUUUUUUUACAUAUAUAUAUAUCAUGAACAAUAGGAAAGGAAUACC
Molecule: messenger RNA, 2840 nt
Organism: Drosophila serrata
Lineage: Eukaryota; Metazoa; Arthropoda; Insecta; Diptera; Drosophilidae
Gene: Cdc7
Product: Cdc7 kinase
Biological process (GO): mitotic DNA damage checkpoint signaling; protein phosphorylation
Cellular component (GO): nucleus
Molecular function (GO): ATP binding; protein serine/threonine kinase activity
Source: RefSeq, a predicted model, not a curated record